Messenger RNA from Aspergillus campestris IBT 28561, 1805 nucleotides. RefSeq lists its product as uncharacterized. The transcript has 3 exons. Bases 1 to 1770 code for a protein of 589 amino acids. The record is from RefSeq and is a predicted model, not a curated record. Lineage: Eukaryota; Fungi; Ascomycota; Eurotiomycetes; Eurotiales; Aspergillaceae.
AUGGCUGGAUACCCAGACAGACGUGCAUACCCAAGCUCUGGGCCCCGUGGCUGGGAACACAGCUAUACCAGCUAUCAUCCUCUUAACCAUCCUCCUUUCAACUAUCCUCCUCCAUCUUAUUAUUCCUCUGCUUCAUCAGCAUCGUCGGGGUUGAAUUUCCGCGAGAGCAGGGCUCCCGUGUAUCAUCGGCGUGUUAGACACGAUCAUCUCCCUCUGGAUUACAUGCACUCCUACGAAAGACCUCACCAUCGCCAACUCCAACUCACCCCUUUCACUCAUACCUCAGCAACGCACACCAGACCACCCAACCAGUGGACCAACCCAUACAACCCCCGACCAACCCAUCCCCCCACAUACAACACAUACAACCCUACCUCUCAACCAUACGUCCCCGUACGAGAACCGUACCGUCCUGCAAUCUAUCCCGGCGAAAGAACCUCAUACGGUAUAUCUCCAAGCCAAAGACACUACUACUCCCAAGAAAGCUAUGUUAGAGCGGAAGCCCCGGCGCCAGCGCCAUCGAUGGCACCGCGCGCCGCUCACCACGACAGCGGAUGGCCACCCUGGGACUUCUCCACCGCUUCGCCUCGCGGCUUUGGUGAGGUUGCUGGACCGGCGCGGUCGGGCCAUAUGAAGUGGUCUAGUAGCCCUACUGUGGUUGACAGGUCUGGGUAUGCAGAGCGUGCUGGGAGUCUGGAGCCUCGGGCAACUGGUACUGUACCCCACGGUCUUCCUUCUUUCAAGGACUUCGAGCAGGGUGUUUCUCCUGGGGAUGCACUUGGGCCGGGGGGUCUUUUCGAACAACUGUUUCCAUCGUCACCUCCAAGACAGACACAGGAUCUCGAACCAGCACAGCUAGGUGUCCAAUUAUUCACAGAAGACAGCCCUCGCUAUCAUACUAGUGAGAUCUCAACACCACCACCACAUAUCAAACCAAUACCCGACCUAUCCCCAGAAUCGAACCCAGCACAUCACACUAGCCCAAGCCCACGCUCAAACCCAAACCCCACACCCCCCACCCUAGCCUUACCCUCAGCAACCACAUCAGCCCCAUCCACACCCAGCACCGUCACCGAACGCCAUCCGAGCCUCCGCGGCCCCGUCAAAGUCCCCGUCACCUUCGAAACCGUCGCCGCCCACACCGCCAAAUGCGACCUCUGCAACGGCCGCAACAGCCAGGGUAUGACCCGCUGCAGGGACUGCGGAUGGCAGUGUUGCCAUGCUUGUGCUGGGAAGAAUGGACACACCCGCACGCAUGUUCUCGCGGGGGGAUCGCGCGUCCAUGUUGCUUCUUCCCCUUCUUCUUCUGCUGGCCGAGACGGGGAUGAGCAUGGAGAUGACGACGAUAGUGAUAGUGAUAGUGAUAGCGAGGGGAGUAGCAGAGUGGGCGGCGUGAGACCACGCCUUAGGGGCGAGGCGGUCGCCAGCGUGACUCGUCGUCAGACGAGGAGUUGGACGAGACGGAAUGCAGCGAGGGUGGAGGAUGCUGCAGUUGCUGCUGCGGCUGCUGUUGCUGCUGUUGGGGUUGGGGGUUCUGCUGCUUCAGUCUCUAGAUCUGAAACCAGAUCCGAGUCCGAAUCCCCCGCGAGAGAAUUCUCAAUACAGGAAGGUCCCAGCGAGGAAGUGUCGAUGACGCUGUCACUUGGUGGUGGUGAGAGUAGCAAUGUUUAUGGCGGGGGAACAGUGCCGCGCGUUUCGAGCGAUGUGAUGGAUGGUGCUCGGUCGCUGUAUGAUCUUAGUAUCAGCGCGCUUUGUAGGCAGGGUGGGUAGCUGUGGGGGUGGGAUAGGUGGAAGAUGGGUGGAAG